AUGAGCAGGGUUAAUGAAUUUCUUGCUGGUGCCGGAACCGAUGCUCCUGAUGUUGAUGAAGAAAACAUAAUCUCUAGGCCUUCAGUUAGUUAUGAUGAUCUGUGGGCAAAGACUCUUUUAGAGACUUCUGAGCUAGAGGAGGAUGAUGGGAGGUCAUCUGGGACAUCUUCCCCAGAAUCAACAGGAUCAGUUGAAACUUCCAUAUCAUCCCACUUUGGUGGAAUGAACUACCCUUCACUUUUCAGUUCACGGCCGGAGAGGUCUGGAGGAAACAGAUAUACCAAUCCAUCUACGGGGGGUCCCUCAUUCAGUGAGGGUUUAGGAUCUCCAAUUAGAGAAGAGCCUCCGCCAUACUCGUCACCUGCCGCACAAAGAUUUGAAUCAUUUGAUAAUCCUUUAGCUGGGCGUGGAUCCCAAAGUUUUGAAUCUCAAGAUGACGAACGCAUUUCUUCUGGAAAUCCUCAACAUGGAACGGCACUUUAUGACUUCACGGCUGGUGGAGAUGAUGAAUUAAAUUUAACAGCGGGUGAAGACGUUGAAAUCGAGUACGAAGUGGAUGGCUGGUUUUAUGUGAAGAAGAAACGCCCUGGGAGGGAUGGAAAAAUGGCUGGGCUGGUCCCAGUCCUCUAUGUUAAUCAGUCGUGA
Molecule: messenger RNA, 645 nt
Organism: Prunus armeniaca (apricot)
Lineage: Eukaryota; Viridiplantae; Streptophyta; Magnoliopsida; Rosales; Rosaceae
Source: the annotation of a GenBank genome assembly